ACAUGUAUAAUGUAUAUAAUCCAACUUGCUCACCAUCUUGUCUUGUAUCUAAUGACAACUUAAUGCAUGCCACCAGAACCCAGUAUCCCUUGCUGAAUGGAACUCACCGAGUCUCAGUGAGUCACCGUAGCACGCUGCACGCAUGGUCCAUCGCAGAUGGGGAGAAAAAAACGACAACACUGAAAUACCCGUCAAGCCCUCAACGCACAAGCCCUCUCAAUAUUUAUUCAUCAGCAACGCCCACUAUUCCAUCUAUUUUUCCUUUCCCCCCACGGCCCACACUUGCAUCGCCGAGAGCCGAGGACGCACCUCCCUCUCGUCUCGUCGCCUCGCCUCCUCCCUUCCCUUCAGCACGUCCCACGCGCUCCUCCCUACGCCGCCGCCAAGGGUUGCUCCCGCACCACAUCCGAGCGCGUCGCAGCCACGUCGCCCACGGCCAUGGUGAUCUCGGCCGAGCCGCCCCCGCCGCCUCCCCCAGAUCCCGUCGCCGACGCCGCGGCGGCGGCGGCCACGUCGAACGCCCGCCAGGCGGCGGCCGCGUUCUCCUCGUUCCCGUCGCUCAAGACGUGGGGGAGCCACCGGGCCCUGCGCUGCGCCCACGUCAACCGCGCCGGCGACGCCACCGCCACCGCCACCGCCAGGCGCUCCCCCGGGAAGCUCGCCGCCGUUGCCGGAGAGAAGGCGCUGGGGAACCUCCACGAGGUGGAAGCAGGGAGCAGCGACGCGGACCACGUGGCGGCCGCCCCCGCCUUGCCACCGUGGAAGCUGCGCACCCGACGACGGCGCCCCACGCCCACGGUGGCGGCGCCGUCCGCGAGCACGUCGCGAACGCCCGAGCGGAGGCCGUCGCGGGCCUGCGCGGAGGCCCUGGGCCGGGCGCGCUUCUCCGUGGCGCUCACGCGAGAGGAGAUCGAGGAGGACGUCUUCGCCGUGACCGGCGCGCGGCCGCGCCGUCGCCCUAGGCGGCGGCCUCGCCCCGUGCAGAAGCAGCUCGAUAUCCUAUUCCCCGGCUCGUGGCUGUCGGAGAUCACCGCCGAGACCUACCGCGUGCCGGACGGCCGGUGAGAGACCGCGUCGCCGGCCCAUCAAGGAGCACCGUGGAGCCGUCGUCGUCCCGCCCAUGGACGAGGGCGCAGGAACCCGAAAGGCGAAUUGGGCAAUCACAAUCCGGUGCUGCUGUUCAUUCUCUCUUUAACUCGUCUUCUGCUGGUCAUGUUGCCGUGAGCUAAUCAGCUAGUAGUAGUUAUCAGUAAUUGUUACUAUUAAUUAAUUGAUUGAAUAGGAUGCUAGUAGCAGUCCCAGGAAGCAGCAAGUGACUUUAUCAGCUUGUUUAUCUUUAGCAAAAGUACGUAAGGAAUAGUCGAUCUGGUAAACUUUUGUUC
Molecule: messenger RNA, 1382 nt
Organism: Zea mays
Lineage: Eukaryota; Viridiplantae; Streptophyta; Magnoliopsida; Poales; Poaceae
Product: DUF1639 family protein
Exons: 2
Coding region: 439-1065 (208 amino acids)
Source: RefSeq, a predicted model, not a curated record